Molecule: messenger RNA, 4564 nt
Organism: Myotis daubentonii (Daubenton's bat)
Lineage: Eukaryota; Metazoa; Chordata; Mammalia; Chiroptera; Vespertilionidae
Gene: PDP1
Product: pyruvate dehydrogenase phosphatase catalytic subunit 1
Biological process (GO): protein dephosphorylation
Cellular component (GO): mitochondrion
Molecular function (GO): cation binding; [pyruvate dehydrogenase (acetyl-transferring)]-phosphatase activity
Source: RefSeq, a predicted model, not a curated record
GCUGGGAGGUGCGGCGCCUGCGCCUGAGGGCCCCCCCCUUACACACCCAGGGGUCCGGGUGGCUCCACGAGAAGCCCGGGGCGUCUGAGCUGAAGCCGUGGCCGGGUGGGCCCGGGCGGGCCGCGGGCGGAGGCCACUGCGUGCCGCACCCGUGGGCUCCGCGCCCGGGCUGGAUGGAGGGGCCGGUCCUAGGGCGCGCCCCGGCUGGCGUCUUGGCCCCCAGCGGCUGGGGCCGUGGCUUUGCCUUUCCCGCGGGCUAGGAGAAUGUGUGUGUGCCCCGGGCCCAGGCGGAUUGGAAUCCCAGUCAGAAGUUCCAGCCUGCCACUGUUCUCUGAUGCCAUGCCAGCACCAACUCAACUGUUUUUCCCUCUGAUUCGUAACUGUGAACUGAGCAGACUCUAUGGCACUGCAUGUUACUGCCACCACAGACAUCUCUGCUGCUCAUCUUCUUACAUUCCUCAGAGUCACCUGAGGUAUACACCCCACCCGGCGUAUGCUACCUUUUGCAGGUCAAAGGAGAACUGGUGGCAAUACACCCAAGGAAGGAGGUACGCUUCCACACCACAGAAAUUUUACCUCACACCUCCACAAGUCAACAGCAUCCUGAAAGCGAAUGAAUACAGUUUCAAAGUGCCAGAAUUUGAUGGCAAAAAUGUCAGCUCUGUCCUUGGAUUUGACAGCAAUCAGCUACCUGCAAAUGCACCCAUUGAGGACCGGAGAAGUGCAGCAACCUGCUUGCAGACCAGAGGGAUGCUUUUGGGGGUGUUUGAUGGCCAUGCAGGCUGUGCUUGUUCCCAAGCAGUCAGUGAAAGACUCUUUUAUUACAUUGCUGUCUCUUUGUUACCCCACGAGACUUUGCUAGAGAUUGAAAAUGCAGUGGAGAGUGGCCGGGCACUGCUACCCAUUCUCCAAUGGCACAAGCAUCCCAACGAUUACUUCAGUAAGGAGGCAUCCAAAUUGUACUUCAACAGCUUGAGGACUUACUGGCAAGAACUUAUAGACCUCAACACUGGGGAGUCAGAUGAUAUUGAUGUUAAGGAGGCUUUGAUUAAUGCUUUCAAGAGACUUGAUAAUGACAUCUCCUUGGAGGCCCAAGUUGGUGAUCCCAAUUCCUUCCUCAACUACCUGGUGCUUCGAGUGGCAUUUUCUGGGGCUACUGCUUGUGUGGCCCAUGUAGAUGGUGUCAACCUUCAUGUGGCCAAUACUGGUGAUAGCAGAGCCAUGCUGGGUGUGCAGGAAGAGGACGGGUCUUGGUCAGCAGUCACUCUCUCUAAUGACCACAAUGCUCAGAAUGAAAGUGAACUGGAGAGGCUAAAAUUGGAACAUCCAAAGAAUGAGGCCAAGAGUGUGGUGAAACAGGAUCGGCUCCUUGGCUUGCUGAUGCCCUUCAGGGCUUUUGGAGAUGUAAAGUUCAAAUGGAGCAUUGACCUUCAGAAGAGAGUGAUAGAAUCUGGCCCAGACCAGUUGAAUGACAACGAAUAUACCAAGUUCAUCCCUCCUAAUUAUUACACACCUCCUUAUCUCACUGCUGAGCCAGAGGUAAUCUACCACCGAUUAAGACCACAGGAUAAGUUUCUGAUACUGGCUACUGACGGGUUGUGGGAGACCAUGCAUAGGCAGGAUGUGGUUAGGAUUGUGGGCGAGUACCUAACUGGCAUGCACCACCAACAGCCCAUAGCUGUUGGUGGCUACAAGGUGACUCUGGGACAGAUGCAUGGCCUGUUAACAGAAAGGAGAGCCAAGAUGUCCUCGGUAUUUGAGGAUCAGAAUGCAGCAACCCACCUUAUUCGCCAUGCGGUGGGCAACAACGAGUUCGGGACUGUGGAUCAUGAGCGGCUCUCCAAAAUGCUGAGUCUUCCUGAAGAGCUCGCUCGGAUGUACAGAGAUGACAUUACAAUCAUUGUAGUUCAGUUCAAUUCUCAUGUGGUGGGGGCAUAUCAAAACCAGGAAUAGUGAGAUCUCACCCUGGCAAUUUUCAAAUGAAAUAGAUGUAAAGGACAAAUAGGUUUUAAAAAGAUACUAAAGUAAUAAAUAUUUCUAGAGGGUUAUUCUAAGCAUUUACCCAUUUGAUCCUCUAGCUAGUCAAGAACUCCAACGGCCUUGGCAGUAGGGUGGCAGGAUAAUGCGAGUGUCGUUCUGCCUGGCUCAGACCUCACAGUUCCUGCACUUGAGGCAAGUCAGUUUCUUAUUGCAGAUUUCUUGUGACAUUGGCUUCUUGUAUCAGUCAGAAAAUUAGGAUGACCUAGCAAGUAGGAUCUUGAACAGGUCAAAAGCCAGGAUCUUGCUGGGCGUAUUUUCUUGGUAAAAGAAACCGCACUGUUCACAUCUGCAGGCUCCUUUUGUCACAUAUUACAGUGUACAUGAGAACAUUUAUUGCAUGAUUUCCUAGAUAUACAAUCUAUGCAUUAUUCGUAUAAACUUAUUUUAUCCUGAGGUGGUUUCCAAAUGCAGUAUUUUAAGCCAUAAAUGACCGAGAACCGAGCAAUCUGAAAUUGUGUUUGUGAUUAUUUGGAAUGCUUUUGAAAUGGGAAAACAAACUAGUCACUUCCCUACCUAAUUACCUAAUGUUAUUGAAACAUUCUAUUUUGCCACGCACUUGAAGACAAUAAAGGUUUUUAGUUUUAUCUACUCUUAUAUUGAUGGUAAAUAAAGAAAAAAUAAUUGUUUUAGUUUGUAUUAAUGAAAAGCUUUACUUAGUUGGAAAUAAAAGAUCCAGGAAAAAAAGAAGAGACUAAUAUGUUCAGCGGUUGUCACGUAUAGCCAGCAUGUCACUUAUAUCGUGUAAUUCCCAGAGGCUCGGCAUGCUGUAAGUGUCUGGGUGAUAGAGUGCUGCUGGUAAAUCACACUUCUAAUUUCAUAGUGAUAAGGAUUUUCAUCACUUGGAAUUUUAAGGAUGACAUAAAAUAAGUUUAAAUACCAAUUUGGGGAGUAAGUUGAGACAGGAGGAAAGUUUUUGUCCUUCCCCACUUAGGCAUAGGUCAAUUAAAAUAUUUGGUUUAAAAAUCACUAAAUGCUUUAAACAUAUUGUAGCUUACAAGUAGGAGCGUUGCGAUAUAUAAAUGAGAAAUUUUAAAAGGUAAUUAUUUUGCAUGCCUGAUGCUUAAUAGAACACUUAGCAUCAAGUGUUACUUGCAGCAGUCCUUGUACUUAUAUGCAGUCCCUUCUAAUGCUGUAUCAAAGUAAAUGAAAAUAAACAUUGCAAAUUAGCUUCUGGGGAGCUUGUUUGAUACACAGCAAAUGGCAUUUUGUUCCUGUGUUUCCUGGUGAUCUGUGUACAGCUGUACAUACAUUUUCUUAUUCUAGCAGCACUGUUCAGAGUGGCUGUGACUGUGUUUGGUAUUCAUAUAGACUUUAAUACAAAACAUGAUCAGCUUUCCCUUGUGUCGUUAGCUGAGGGGUGUUUAGGCGUCCUUUCAGCUUUCUGUAAAAUGUGAACUAGAUGUUCAAGGACUCCGCAUGGACUGUGGACACUCAAGCAACGUAGAACUGACUGCAAAACUUGUUCCAGUCGAAAAAUAGAUUCAGGAAGAUUGCAGCCCAGACAUCAUAUAGUGUUUGUUUUCUGAAGUCUUUUUCCCCUUGUUUUUUGUUUGUAGUUUUCUUUUUUUCCUUCCUCAGCUUGGAACUUUUCUCCAGGCAGCAUUUUCGAAGAGGAAAAGGCUGUACUAUAUAUUUAUUUCUAAAUGUUUUGACAGAGACUUAUUCUUUUAACGAAAUAUAUGUAGACUGCAGUAGCAAUUAAAACCCAUUCUCAGUCUACUAUUUGAAUUUCUCUUGAAGAGUUCCAUAUUAUUAUAUACUUUAAAUUUAAAGUCACAUUUCUAUAUAGUAUAGUAUAUAUAAAUUUAGUUUACUGUGGUCAUGAUCAACAUAGUAAUUUUUUUUUAAAUCCUUACCCAAGGAUAUGUUUAUUGAUUUUAGAGAAUGAGGGAGAGAGAAACAUCGACAUCGAUCAGUUGCCUCCCGUACGUGCCCCAACCAGGGAUCCAAUCCGCAACCUAGGUAUAUGCCCUGACUGGGAAUCCAGCCCACAACCUUUCGGUGCUUGGGACAACGCUCCAACCAACUGAGCCACCUGGCCAGGCAACAUAAUAAAUAUUAUUACAUACGAAUCUUGUCUGCAGUCCAAAAGCCAGUCUACUCCAGCAUAAAAGUGCAGUGUGGAAUUCAGAUGGUUGAAGUGAAAAUAAUUGGAUGUUAGAAAUCUGAAUGUACUAUCAUCUGAAAGCAGUUGUGAUUUUAUGUAAUUGGUUGUCAUGUGAUGUUAUAUGUAGAGUAUAGAAGAUGUAACUUUACCUUGUAUUUAGCCUUUCUUAAGCUUUUUUUUUUUAUUAUUUAAACUUUCUAACAUGUAUCGACUUCUGUAUUUAUAUUUAAUCAAUGGCUCAUAAUAUUUAUAAUACACUCUUAACUAGUUAAAUGGAAUAGUGAUGGUACACAGUAUUUGGUAGAAAAACUGUCUUAUAAAAGAUGUAUCUUGUGAAGACAUAAGAAAAAUAUAUAAUAUAGAGAAUGGCUAAAGAAAUGCCCACAGUGAAUUAAAGUUUCAUAUCUGCUUUCUGAA